AUGAUAUUAAUAAAAAUAUUUUCUCAAAUUUUUUUCAGAUUUUUGGACAAAUUACUUGAAGAAUGCACUUCACCAGAGCUGAUUAAAUUGAUUAUUGUUUCUCUUGAUUAUUUCCCUUUAUUGCCACGACUCGAUUCUGAGGAUUGGUAUUUUCCUCGUUUUUUGCUUGAAAACGCCAUCCGAAAAUGGUGUACUAAAUUUGUGGGAAGCUUUUUUACUCUUAAUCAACAUUACGCUUUAUUCCAAAUCAACUUCUCUUGGAAAUGGCCUUUAAAUUUGCUUUUUCUUAAACUUUCUGAUACUUCUCCUAAAGUUGUUAACUUAACAGCACGUAUUUUGUUGAGAUGGCUUUCUUUGUGUCCAAUUGAUGUUCUUAUUGAAAUGAGGGAACAACUUUUGCGGGCUAAAUUAGAAACUCUUGGUGAUGUUGGAAUUCUUUUGGAAGUAUUUCUGUUCGAUGCAGAUUUGGACACAAUGGAAGUUGAUAAAUCUAAAUUGUUAUUAGAAAUUGCUUCUAAUUCUUUAAACAAAUGGAAUGAUUAUUUCUAUAUUCAUUACAAUGAAAUUAUUGCUGAACAAAUUCGAAGAGCAUUGAUUAAUAAUGACGGAACUAAUUUUUUCUGCUUUAAACGUUCAAAGAAUGGCGAUUUUGCACGUGCUUCGGGACAAUUAUCUACAUCUGUACCAACCCAUAAAAAGCAAAAGGUUUUUCCUCCCCCUCAUCUUUACGGUCAUUUGACACGCUCAAAAGUUGGUCAAAAUCUUUUGAAAAAUCGAAAUAUUAUUGGGAAAUUGGAGGCUAUAAUUUGCAAUUUUCUACAGAAAGGGAUUUGUGUUGCUCAGAUUGAUGAAGUUAAAGGUUCCCUUUUUGCUUUGGCCCAAAUUCUUGCAAAUUUGCCAUCUUAUGUAAUUUUCCCAUUCAGUAAAUACACACAAUUAUUAUUGGAAUGUUUUUUACAACAAAGGAAUAAUUCUAAUAAUUUACCAUGGCUUUCUAUUAGAGGAUGUGCAAUUUGGGCAAUAAAUAUUGCAGCAACAUCAAAAAAUCAACUUGUAAUUAAAACACUUUUUGAAUUUGGCUGGGAAUUUGGAGAAUCUUUUGAUAAUUUUGAAUUAAAAAUUGAUAAAAAUUUUCUUUUUUCAAAAAAUAAAUUUAUUUUUAAUUAUCUCCAAAAUAAUGACAAAAAACAAAAAAGAAGAAUAAUUGAAAGAAGAAAAAGAAUAAAAAGUGAAUUAAUUAAUGAAAGGAAUUUAAUAAAUGCCAUUUUUCGUUCAAAUUCUUUGGAUAGCUUUUUUAAUAAUUAUAAUUCUACUUCAAAUUAUUUUUAUACAAAACAAGAUAGUAAUUCUGAAGAAUUUUGUGAAAGAGGUGCUGCUAAUAUAUUAGAAGAAAAGAAAGAACACCACAAAAUUACCGAAAAGGAGAAUAAUGAUCUCAUUGCUUAUAGAAAGUUUUUAGCAAAAAUUGAUAAUUUGGAUAGACAAACAGAAUAUUAUUAUAAACAAAUAAAUAAUUUUAAUAAUUUUGGACAUGUAAUUUUACCAAAAAAUAUUUCAACAAUUUUUAGUGAUAUCUUUAAUGAAAGUGAAAACAAAAAAGAAUCUUCUUGUCUUGAAAAUAAAAAAUAUUUAAAAUUUUCAAUAAAUAAAAAACAUUGUAAAUUUUUAUGUAUUUUUUGUUCAUCUCCAGAAAAAUCAAAAAAUAUUGAAGAAAAAAAAGAAGAAAAAAAUGAGGAAAAAGAAAAAACAGAAAAUGAAAUACGGCAAUUAAUUUAUCAAUUGGCUACUCAAUUUUCAAAUACAGAAAUAACUAUUAAACUUCUUCGAAUUUACAAAGAACAGCCAGAGAUAUUCGAAAAUUGUUGUCUUUUCUCCGAUGUGAUCAAUUUUAUUAGCGAUUCGAAAAUUAUUUCAUUUGGAGGACGUCGUUUACUAUAUCAGUUAUUUUGGAAAACUCUUUCUAAUUAAUUAAUUUUAUUUGUUUAAAUAAUUAUAAAAUAAAUUUGUUUUUUAAAUAGUUUUAAAUUAAAAUAUUUAUAAUCGAGAAAUUUAUGUAUAAAUUUAACAAAAUAUCAAUUUUUUCUUUUUAAUUCUGUUUUAUUUAGUGAUUUAUCAAAUUCACAAUUGAUUGAAAAUUUAACAAAUGGAAACAUGCAUUACUUAAAAUAUUUACUUAUUUGCUCUUUUAAAUUGAUCAAAAUGACUCAGUCCUAAAUAUGAGUUUUAGAAGAAAAUACCUUCUUUUUCAUUUUAUAUUCUCAUUUGUAUUUUUAAGUUAUUUGAGGUGUCCUUCGCCGAAUCAGCCCGUCCGGAUUUUUCUCGACGAGGUUCUAAAUCUGGGUUAAUCCCGGAAAAUCAUUUACAAAAUCCGAAAAAAGAAAGACUUCCCAAGUUAUACUUUAUUAAAAAAAAUUUUUAUCAAGUGUGCAAACUUUUCGUGUCG
Molecule: messenger RNA, 2443 nt
Organism: Meloidogyne enterolobii
Lineage: Eukaryota; Metazoa; Nematoda; Chromadorea; Rhabditida; Meloidogynidae
Source: the annotation of a GenBank genome assembly